This is a messenger RNA of Epinephelus lanceolatus (giant grouper), 3320 nucleotides long. RefSeq names its product limb development membrane protein 1-like (gene lmbr1l). NCBI's taxonomy places the organism in Eukaryota, Metazoa, Chordata, Actinopteri, Perciformes, Serranidae. Gene Ontology annotation, molecular function: transmembrane signaling receptor activity. Gene Ontology annotation, biological process: signal transduction; receptor-mediated endocytosis. Gene Ontology annotation, cellular component: plasma membrane. The record is from RefSeq and is a predicted model, not a curated record.
GUGUAGCUAGCAGCAGCUAGCUCAGCCGUUUAAAUGCACCCGGGCUGGACAGCCUCACAUCCACGGCAUUACUAACAACAUGCCCCGAGUUUUAACUUUUUAACCAUUUCCGCCCCUUCAGCGCUUCUGGGGACACUGUUAUGGUUUCGGAGAAUGGACGACGUGUCGGUUAGAGAGCAACUUUUCCACAACCGCGUCCGGGAGACCAUAAUAUGUGUACUCCUGUUUACAUGCCUUUACAUGGUGUCCUACCUCAUACUUACCCAUUUCAAGAAGGCUGCAGAGUUUGUCACAGAUGAUAUUGAAGAUGCCACCGUCAACAAAAUUGCGCUGUGGCUGUGUACGUUCACCCUGUCUGUUGCAGUGUGUGCUGUGCUCCUUCUCCCCAUCUCUAUCCUGUCCAAUGAGGUGCUGCUCACCUUCCCACAGAGCUACUACAUGCAGUGGCUCAAUGGAUCUCUUAUCCACGGAUUGUGGAACCUAGUUUUCCUUUUCUCCAAUUUGUCCCUCGUCUUCCUCAUGCCCUUUGCCUACUUUUUCACGGAGUCUGAGGGAUUUGCAGGCUCCAGAAAGGGGGUUAUGGCACGAGUGUAUGAAGCAGUUGUGCUGCUGUUGCUGCUGGCUCUGCUUGUGCUGGGCAUUGUGUGGGUGGCAUCAGCCCUCCUCCAUGACAACAUUGCCAGGAAGAGCCUCUAUGACCUGUGGGAGUAUUACCUUCCCUACCUGUACUCAGGCAUCUCUCUAUUUGGAGUGUUGCUGCUUUUGUUAUGCACUCCCUUUGGGUUGUCCCGAAUGUUCAGUGUAACUGGCAGCCUCUUGGUCAAACCACGGCUGUUGGAAGAUGUAGAAGAUACCCUGAGCUGCACUGCAUUUGAGGAAGACUCGCUCUCCAGGAAGCUGAAAUGUGGCAGCACAACGUCAUGCUGGGUCAAGCUGAACAUGGAGGCGAUGAAAAAAGAGUACCAAACAGCUCGGAGCAAGCGUAUCGCCCUGGAAAUGCGCAGGAAAGCCUCCCCGUGGCAGCGAAACUUGGGCUAUCCACUGGCCAUGCUCAUGCUCCUCGCACUGACGGUGAUGUGUGUACUCAUGGUCUGUUUCAAUGUGUUGGAGCUGCUCCUGGAUGAGACUGCAAUGCCCAGAGGAAUGGAGGACCCUCACCUGGGGAUGGCCUCCUUCUCCAUGUUCGGUUCACUGGGUGCUGCAGUUCAAGUAGUCCUCAUCCUCUAUCUGAUGGUGUCCUCAGUGGUGGGCUUUUAUAGCUCUCCUCUCUUCACCAGCCUCCUGCCUCGUGCACAGGACACCAACCUCACACAGAUAAUUGCAAACUGCGUGUCACUGCUCAUCCUGAGCUCAGCACUGCCUGUUUUUUCACGCACACUUGGGAUCACCCGCUUCGAUCUGCUGGGAGACUUUGGUCGGUACAACUGGCUGGGGAACUUCUACGUCGUCUUCCUGUACAACAUGCUGUUUGCUGGUCUCACAUCUGCCUCCCUGAUCAAAACAGUCACCUGGGCGGUACAGAGAGAGCUCAUCCGUGCCUUCGGUCUCCACAGAUUGCCCUUAACUGUGUCACGCUCCACCGUCCCCUUCAGACUCCUCCUGGCCAGUGGACUGUCUAAAAUCCAGUGACUUUUCCUCCACGCCACUGCCUUUCCUAACCUUUAGAAACCGAGCCACUUCAAAUGUGCGCCUAUUGGAUUAAAGGCAUUUGCAAUUCAGUCCCUUUGCCAGUUGGUACAUGGGUCAGGUCGCCCUGUGUGAAGAGACCGGCGAGGUGACGAGUCUGCCCGCACCGUGUCCAGUGGGAGCACUGCUUGAAGUUGUGUUUAAUGACCAAUAUAUCAGGGUCCAAGUUUGUGCAGUUAUUUGACAGCAAGGAUAAAUACUGGUACAAGCAGUGAGCUGAGUCGUGGUUACGACUGGUACAAGGGGAAAAGGGAUUUAAGCCAGUCCUGCCAUAGUGGACAAUAAGAGAGCAACCCCCGCCAUCAAAAUCUGAUGCCUCAUGAAAAGAGGAUCCAGUGGAAAGCCGUUGUUCUUUUGACACAUGUGAAAGUCAGCAGAGUUAUUUUGAAAUAUUACAUUCUAACUGUGACGUAAUUUCCUCUUCCUGUUCCAGGUCGAUUGAGUGCUCUCUCUUUCUCUGCGACUUCCCCACGCUUUCCCCUCUUUGGUCGUACCACUAUUUUAAGAUUGGGAAUCUUACUUCCAUGUGUUUGGUGGUCCAGUCUGCACCAGUGUUAUGUUAGUUAAUGACAGGAAGUUGUUAUUGGGAGCAAAUAGGACGCAGAGUACCCUGUCUGCCUAUGGAUCUUCAGGUUACACAGGGAAUAUGCGAGGGAGGUCAUAAUCUCAGUGUUAGAGAAACGUAGUUUACAAGCAGAAUUAGGAGCAUUAAACAGGGUUUUUACUCUUGUAGAUGACAGUAAGCGUACUGAGCCUGAGGAUGACUCAUUAAUUUACAGAAAUACACUAAAAUGAAAGCUUUACACUUUGUCUUAUGCAAGACUUUUGAACACCAUGUGACACUCACUAGGAGGAACUUCUGCCUUUGACCAAUCAAACUGUGAAUUAUUAAGAAUUUAUGUGGGGAAGUGCAAUAUUUUAUAAGUAAACGCACACUUUUUAACUUUACCAAAAGUGAUUUCUGAAAUCUUCUAUAUGCUUUCUCUUAAUUUUCUGUGAAGUAUUUUUUCAUCUCAUUCCUCUUUGUUGGACACUGGGGUGAAGGGUUAGAAUAGAAAAGCGAAUGUGAUUGUCAAUCCAUGCAAUCUGUCCCAGUGUCAGUUUUUAUAUUGUGAUGUGUUUAUCAGCUGUAUCUCAUCAUCAUCAAUGUGUUGGUGACUCUGCGUCAUCGUUUGCCUUAGCUGCUGUAUCAGCAGGUUAUUAGCUGUUGGUUUGACCAGCAGGGGACAGUGUCUCUUAAACCCAACACCAGCCUCUGUGUUGUGUGAGACUCUUACUCCGCUUAGUUAUUAUAUGUAUUAUAUAUAUGGAACACUCUGAGGUUUACUCAUUUCAUUUUUCUGGGAAUUUCCUUUGUUUUUGGGAACACAAAGUUUGUAAUGAACUUUUUUUUUUUUGUCAUUAUUUAUGGGCAUUUUGGGAUCUAUACUUAACACGUUGACUCUUAGGAUUUUUAACAGUUGUUAAAAAUGUUGAAUGUGAUACAGUUGAGACAAAAAAAUCUUUAGAGUUGUUCUCAAGGAUUAAAAAAAUGUUUGUUUACUUUUAAAUGCUCUGUUUGAGAUUUUCUGAACAGAAUUUUUAACCACCAUUGUUUUAAGAGCAGAACAAUAAAAAUCAUCUUAUGUUUUUAA